CCCUGACGCGUUGCCGCACUUCCUGGUCUCUCUCCCUGCAUAGGAAGGUAAGUUGGGAGGGCGCUGCCUUUUGCACCAACAUGUACCCAGUGCCCUGGAGCGGUGGCGACCAGAGGCCGGGAUUCUACGGCAGCAGCUCGGUGCUGCUGAGAAACGCCAACGUUGCGCCCAUUCCAGCUGGAGCUCCGAGUCCCGGGCCCGGACAAGGACUCUUUGAGGAUCUGCACUUCCCUGCUGACAACUCCUCUCUGCAUGGCCCCGGGCGUACUGCUCGCUUCAACACUCUCAUCUCAGGCUGGAAGAGGCCACAGGAAAUUUGCGGCAGUCCUCAGUUUGUUGUUGAUGGGACCACCAGGACGGACAUCUGCCAGGGAGCAUUGGGUGACUGCUGGUUCUUGUCCGUCAUUGCUUGCCUCAGCCUCAACAAGGAUGUGAUGAAGCAGGUGAUCCCCCCAAACCAGGGAUUCGGGACAGGCUACUCGGGAUAUUUCCGCUUCAAGUUCUGGCAGUACGGGCAGUGGGUGGAGGUGAUAGUCGACGAUCGGCUGCCCACCGUUGACACCAAGUUGGCCUUUCUCUACAGCAAGGACAACAAUGAGUUCUGGAGCCCGCUCCUGGAGAAAGCUUAUGCCAAGCUGAAGGGCUGCUACGAGUCCCUGUACAUCGGUUUCCCUCUGGAGGCCAUGGUUGAUCUCACGGGGGGAGUGCCGGAGUUGUUUCAGAUCGACGAGAUGCCCAAGAACCUUUGGAAGUUCCUGAAGAAACUCCUGGACAAAGGCUCCAUCAUCUGCUGUGCUAAGCCGGGUCCCGUGGGAGUAUUGAGUGAACGAGGCAUCAUCUCUGGGCAUGCGUACUCGGUGACAGGUGUUGACCAGGUUCAACAGCGGGCAGACCGUGUGGAGCUGGUGCGGGUCCGAAACCCCUGGGGUAGAGUGGAGUGGAAUGGAGCCUGGAGUGACGGGUCCACAGAGUGGAGCACGGUCUCAGACAAACACCGUCCACAGACCGUACACCUGGAGGAUGGAGAGUUUUGGAUGUCCGUUGAGGACUUCAAGAGUAACUUUGGCUCUGUGGAGAUCUGCCACGUGAGCCUGGAGCAGCUCUCCAAUGCCGAGGGCAAGCUGAAGCCCUGGGUACAGAUGGUUUAUGAGGGUCGCUGGGUUCGGGGCUUCUCGGCUGGAGGCAACCUACGGCACAAAGACAAGUACUACUGGAUGAACCCGCAGUUCAAACUCACCCUGUUCGAGGAGGACGAUGACCCCGAUGACUCCGCGGUGAGCUGCACCUUCCUGGUGGCCCUGGCGCAGAAGCACAGGCGGAGGAUGCAGCUGGCGGGAGCCGGCUUCCUGUUCAUCGGCUUUGACGUCUUCCAGGGAGACCCAGCCAGAGCCUACUUGACGCAGGAGGAUCUGCGGGCAGCAGUGCCGGUGCUGUCCACCAAGGAGCACAAGGACAGCAGUGAAGUGUCCCUGCGCGCCUGCCUCCCACCGGGCCACUACUUCAUCGUCCCGUCCACCGCCAACCCCAACGAGGAGGGCGAGUUCCUCCUGCGAGUCUUCACCGAGAAGGGGAACCGGGCUGCACCGGUGGAGAGGAAUAUGCUGGCAACCAACAGCCCACAGGUUGUGCCUGACCUCGCCUACUGUCCACUCCCCUCUGCUGAAGAUUCCAGGGACCUGUUUGACAAGUAUUGUGGGCCGGACGAGGCCAUAUCAGCGUUGGAGCUGCAGAAACUCCUGCGGGAGAUAUUGCAGAAAACCGCUCUCAGUGAGAAGUGGGAUCACUUUGGCCUGGAUGCCUGCAAGAGCCUCAUUUCCCUGACAGAUAUCAAUGGGUUUGGAAAAAUGAGAUUUGAGGGAUUCAGUAACCUCUGGAGCAAAAUCUGCCAUUGGACACAAGUCUUCAGUCGGUUCGAUAAGAAUGGAUCGGGGACCAUGGACAGUCAAGAGAUGUUCACAGCCAUCCAGGCAGCAGGAUUCCAGGUGGAUGAGUUCUUGAUGCAGCUUGUUGGCUUGAGGUACGCGGACCCCGAUCUCACCCUCAGUUACGUGAACUUUAUUUGCUGCCUGACCAAGCUCGACACCAUGAUCCGAGCUUUCAAAAUCAUGGACAAGUUUGGAACUGGAGUGGUCAAUGUUGGCUAUAAAGAGUGGCUGCAGAUGACUAUGUACAGCUAGUUGAUCCAUUGGACUGUUGACUCCCUCUACCCGAAGAGCUUCCGCCACAGCUGCCCACAACCCAGAUCCAGAUAGAGCAUGCGACACACUCCAGAGGCCUCCAUACACCUUGGCUGUGGGAUCAGGCAGUUGCCUGCAGUGUUAACAUAGCCACAUGUCACUCACUCAUGUAUAUUUCAACCAUCCCAAGCCAGACCUCCCAUCUGCUUUCAUUCCCUGUCUUUCCAGCAAGAGUCAAGAGUGGACACAAACUGCUGGAGUAACUCAAUGGGUCAGGCAGUAUCUCGGGAGAACUUGCACAGGCGGCAUUUCGGGUCAGGACACGUCUUUGCCUAUCCAUGUUCGACAGAGGUGCUGCCUGACCUGUUAAGUCACUCCAGCACUUUGUGUCCUUUUGUGUAAACCAGCAUCUGCAUUCCUUGUUUCGAGAAGAAUGUUGAAUUGCCAUAUGUGCAGAAACGGAACAUUGUAAAUAUUACGUGGCAGCACAAGUUUGUAAGCACAGCACUCAAUAAAUAGCAUAAUAGGCAAAU
Messenger RNA from Amblyraja radiata (thorny skate), 2710 nucleotides. Its product is annotated as calpain-9-like. Gene Ontology annotation, molecular function: calcium-dependent cysteine-type endopeptidase activity; calcium ion binding. The record is from RefSeq and is a predicted model, not a curated record. NCBI's taxonomy places the organism in Eukaryota, Metazoa, Chordata, Chondrichthyes, Rajiformes, Rajidae. The coding region runs from base 81 to 2177 and encodes 698 amino acids. Gene Ontology annotation, biological process: proteolysis. Gene Ontology annotation, cellular component: cytoplasm. The transcript is spliced from 20 exons.